Ctenocephalides felis (cat flea) is the source of this 954-nucleotide messenger RNA. RefSeq lists its product as uncharacterized. Gene Ontology annotation, biological process: telomere maintenance; DNA repair. NCBI's taxonomy places the organism in Eukaryota, Metazoa, Arthropoda, Insecta, Siphonaptera, Pulicidae. The transcript is spliced from 3 exons. Bases 1 to 954 code for a protein of 317 amino acids. Gene Ontology annotation, molecular function: DNA helicase activity. The record is from RefSeq and is a predicted model, not a curated record.
AUGACCCACAAGAGAUCACUGGAAGCACUGAACAGAACAUUGAAAGAUUUACGUGACAAUCAAAAUAUUUUUGGUGGAGCAAUGAUUUUGUUGUCAGGUGAUUUUCGCCAAACUCUUCCAGUUAUACCGCGAUCAACUGUUGCUGACAAACUACGACGAAGCUUAAAAUCAUCAAAUUGGUGGCGUCAUGUUAAGAAACUCCAGUUAUCAACGAACAUGCGAGUGGUUUUGCAACAAGAUGAAACAGCGAAAGUGUUUUCAAAGCAGUUACUAAAUAUUGAAAAUGGGGAAUGCUUUACUUAUAAAUCUGUAGACACCGCUACAAAUCAGGAUGACAUACUCAACUAUCCUACAGAAUUUCUAAAUUCAUUAGAAUUGCCUAGGCUGCCACCACAUAAUUUACAAUUGAAAGUAGGAUCAGUUGUCAUCAUGCUACGUAAUUUAAAUCAGCCCAUACUAUGCAAUGGAACAAGAUUGGUUGUGAAAACGCUAAUGAAUAAUAAUGAAGAAAACAAUUCUUUUGAGUCUGAUGGUUUGUUGCAAACUGAUGAGAAUGACAAAGAACUUUUUUCCGCAAAUUUCGAUGUACCAUUUGAAGAUGAUUCAGUGGUACCUGUUGCAAUCGAUUUACUGAACCUGUUAGGAGUUUUGCCUAUUAAAAAGAAAAAAAAAUCCCAAUGGCGUUAUUCAAACGAUAAAAUGAUUAAUGUAUCGGAAGCACUGGCAAAUAAAAAUUUUCAUCAUCCUGUAACUACACAAGAUGAUCGUAAUGUUGAAGAAAAUGAUGAAAAAUAUUUGCUAAACGUUUUAAAAGAAGAAUUUAACAGAACUACGGAUCGUUCGAAAAGAAUGAAAAUGUCGACUCUUUUCAAGGAUUGGUCUUAUCGAAAAAUUCAACAUCAUUUUCCACUAGCUACUAAUCACAUGAUUAAAACAGCAAAAAAUGGCUAUUGA